Molecule: messenger RNA, 798 nt
Organism: Neoarthrinium moseri
Lineage: Eukaryota; Fungi; Ascomycota; Sordariomycetes; Amphisphaeriales; Apiosporaceae
Exons: 1
Coding region: 1-798 (265 amino acids)
Source: RefSeq, a predicted model, not a curated record
AUGCACACACAUACGAGGACAGGCAGGAGCAAGACCCGGACGGACCCGAUGGCACCUCCACCACCACCACCACCACCCAUAACACCACCGACGUCUCCACGGGAAGCCCACUACACGCCGGCAAUAUCAUCGCCAUUGAACCCCACAAGUAGCAGUAGCAGCAAAAGCAGCCGCAGAGCCACACGAUCGCCGUCGCCACCGCCGCGGCGGCCCGGCCGGCGGGGCAGCCGCGCGCGCAGCGGAGGGGGGAGGCCCGGCAGGACCCCCGUCAGCCCGACGCAGCGGUUGAUGCGGCAGAAGGCCGCGGCGGCCUGGAAGUCGAUCGCGUCCGAGAGCGGCGGAGCGGAUGCCAAGCAUGCGUUGGAGGUAGAGGCCAUACUAAUGGCGGCCGACCGCCGGCGGAAGAGCGUCGUGGUGCUGAAUCAUGACCGUGAGCAGCCCUCGCGGCCACAUCAGGAGGAGCACGGGCAUCAAGACGGAGAAAUCGAAGAGGGCGAUAUCAGCUCGGAGCGGCGACAGCAGCAGCAUGCAGUGCCGCUGUUCUUUGACGCUUUCGAUGGCAUGGGGAGUACGGGUUUGGGUAUCGUGACGGCGGAUAUGGAGAAGCGGGCACUGGCCAGCUGCCGUGACUUCGGCGUCGUUGUCGAUGAUCCUGCAAAGAUUAGCGUGCUCCCCUCGUACGCACACCGGCCACGGCAACCGAAAGUCAUAACUCGGGGUCGGGUGCUUGUUGCUAUCGGAAUGUUGUGCGCGAUGGGAGUCAUAUCAACUCUUUGGUCUCAUCGCGGACUUGUAUAA